Molecule: messenger RNA, 207 nt
Organism: Nestor notabilis (Kea)
Lineage: Eukaryota; Metazoa; Chordata; Aves; Psittaciformes; Psittacidae
Gene: GNG7
Product: guanine nucleotide binding protein (G protein), gamma 7
Exons: 2
Coding region: 1-207 (68 amino acids)
Biological process (GO): G protein-coupled receptor signaling pathway
Cellular component (GO): heterotrimeric G-protein complex
Molecular function (GO): G-protein beta-subunit binding
Source: RefSeq, a predicted model, not a curated record
AUGUCAACAACUAACAACAUAGCGCAGGCCCGCAAGCUGGUGGAGCAGCUCCGCAUCGAAGCUGGCAUCGAGAGGAUCAAGGUCUCGAAAGCAUCUUCUGAGCUAAUGAAUUACUGUGAGCAACAUGCCAGGAAUGACCCGCUGCUGGUUGGAGUGCCCGCUUCGGAGAAUCCUUUUAAGGACAAAAAGCCUUGUAUCAUCCUAUAG